This is a messenger RNA of Mycosarcoma maydis (corn smut), 1470 nucleotides long. RefSeq lists its product as uncharacterized. NCBI's taxonomy places the organism in Eukaryota, Fungi, Basidiomycota, Ustilaginomycetes, Ustilaginales. The transcript has 2 exons. The coding region runs from base 1 to 1470 and encodes 489 amino acids. Gene Ontology annotation, cellular component: nucleus. Gene Ontology annotation, molecular function: DNA-binding transcription factor activity, RNA polymerase II-specific; sequence-specific DNA binding; zinc ion binding. Gene Ontology annotation, biological process: positive regulation of transcription by RNA polymerase II. The record is from RefSeq and is a predicted model, not a curated record.
AUGCUACGCAGCUAUCAGGACGAUUCGGCUGCUGACGGGGAGAACGUGUCUGGCAUUCACCAACCAGCUAUCCCUGCCAACGCACUCAAGCGAACAAGCUGGUCACCAGGUGCGUCGUCGAUCACAUAUUCUCUCGACGAGAACUGUGACUUGCAACGGCCUCACCAACAGCCUUCUCCCUCAUCAGGAAAUGUCGCUCAACGAUGUCCAAAUUCUUCAACAUCCUGUGAGGGCUCUCAGACCGCCGAUCCACCUCAGCCCCAAGCCAUCCUCGAUAUGGACGUCAUCCAAGCGCAAGCGGAGAUGCUCGAAAUGCAGACACGUAGAGAACUGAGGGAGAUGCAACGGCUAGCAGAGCAACACUGCGAAGAGAUGCUAGACUCGAAAGGUUACCGUGUCACGCAUGCUUGCGAACACUGUCGGCAAAGAAAAGCAAAGUGCUCGGGACAACAACCUUGCUCAAGAUGUGCAAAGCAAGGUAUCCUCUGUAUCUUUUCAAAGCACGACCAAAAAGGCAAGGCGGUGAGGCGCUGGUUCGACGUUUCUUCGCAGUCUUUUGCACGAAUUCCGAUGCUGGCUUUACCGGCAUCCGCCUCCACGGCGAACCUGGGACCUAUCCGGGCCACAGGCAAGACCAGAGAGAAGAGGUAUGCAAACACCUCCACGCCUUACGGGCUGAGGAGGAACACUCUACCGUGCAGCAGUCCGUCAGAAUUUGUGUCUCAUUUGAGGCAAGAAUCUGCUGCUGCAGGUUCAUCGACGCAACCGGUUGAAUCUCAGCCAUCGCCAUGCCCGACAAUGCGAGAGUUGAGAAGUGCAGCGUCCUUUCCACCUUUGCAGGCGGGUAUGAGCUCGCUUACUCCUCAGCUUUUCACGCCCAUGAUGCGGUCGAGUACUGAAUACACUAAAGACCAACGCAGGAGUUCAGCUGCCACUGAUGGGUCCGAAAGCUUCGAUCCGAUGGACACACCGCCUGUCCAGACGCGCUUCACUCAGCCACAUCGACCUUGGACAGCCGAAUCUUCGCUAAGUCAAUCCAGCACAGAUGCUGCAAACAGUACUACGCGCUUCCAAAUCCCGCUUCCAGCGCGAUCCACUCAAGAAUCGCUCGACUGGAACAACUCCUCCCAUGUAUCAGCGCCUGCAACCACUUUUGACAAUCAUUGGACAGGACAGAUACCUCUGCUACCUGUCGCAUCUUCUUCCGCCGGCCCAUCACGACAGACAUUCCAAGCAGCGCCAUACCGGCCCCCCUUCGUAGACCAGCACGUGAUGCAAACAGGCAGCACAUUUCCAGACGAGCAAAGGUAUCGAAGUUGGUCAAUCGAUGGAAACUCGUCUCAAGAUAUGUCAGACAGACAGCUCAGUGAAGCACGACAGGAGAUGGAUGACGCUUCGAUGCCAUUGAGAACGAAUUCACGAGCAUUCUCCAGCGAUACAUCUACGAGAGACCAGUCCAAGCUUGAUUGA